Rhizophagus irregularis DAOM 181602=DAOM 197198 is the source of this 1723-nucleotide messenger RNA. The record is from RefSeq and is a predicted model, not a curated record. NCBI's taxonomy places the organism in Eukaryota, Fungi, Glomeromycota, Glomeromycetes, Glomerales, Glomeraceae.
AGCAUAACAUUAAUAAAAAAGUAAAUCUUUGGUAAAUCCUUAUAACUUUGAUAUUUCAAAGUUUUCUUCAUUUUUUUUUUUAAUUUUUUGUGCUAGUAAAACAAAAAAAAAGUGAACAAAGAAAAAGUUUUUAUUAACCUAACAGACUCAACCUAUAAGUUUUCUGGAGUUAAAGCAGAGUACUGUUGUGGUAUAAAUAGACUUAUUUCUUAGUUACUACUAUACAUUUUUUCGAGUUCAAAUCUCUUCAAAGUUUGAGUAUAGAUUGUUAAAUAAUACCAUAGUUUCUCUACACAAAUAAUAUGGCCCCAAAUUUUUUUGGCACCACUUCAGGUGGAAUUUCACAAGGAUCUGAUACAAACUCUAACGAGAGUGCACAAUCGGGUAAAAUUACUUCAGCAUUACAAUCUUUCUCACAGACCUGGAUAGAGUGGACAACAAUAGUUUCUCAGCGACAUGGGUCAGUAAUAAAGUCUUUCUCACUGAGUUGGUCAGAAUGGAUGUUAGAAGUUUCUAAACAAAAACCUCAACUACCCGAACCUCCAAAUGAUGUGUUGAAAUUACAACAAUAUAUUGUCAAUAAUCAUGGAUGGUGGCCAAUUUUUGGCGGAGAGCCAAGGCUUAAAAGAAAACAUGGUGCUUCGACUUCAUUACACAUCUCAUCAAAAAAAACGCCCCAUAAUUUAAUACAUUAUGAGCUUCCAAAACGUCGGAAAAUUCAUAAUAAUUCACAUUUUUCGUCGCAAUUUUCAUGCAAAAACUAUCUUGCUGUUGAAUGGAUCCCUGAAGAAGAUUUUUUUCUAACGGCAAACCCACCAAGAACUACAACAUCGGCAUUGCCUCAAGAAAAUUUCGCUGCAGUUACUAGCAGAGUCUUAUUAGUACGCAGGUUGAAAGCAAAACAGGGAAAUUCUUUUAAGGGUGAUGCUGCCACGAGGUUUCGAAAAAGCGUUCUUACAAAAGAACAUAAUGCUACAAAAAAUUGGGGUACUUUAAAAUCCCUUGUUGAAACAUCAAAUAUAAAUCAUGCGAUUGAUGCAGAUGUGAUUGUAAAGCGACCAUGGAAAGAUGGGACAACAGAUCCCGUUAAAGGUACGCUUGAUGAACUCAAGCGGUUUCGACUUCAGCGUGCUGGGGAUUUGGGUCUUAUAGCUCUUUGUCUGUUAAAUUUUUUUUUCCUUUUUGUGGUUUUUGAUAUCUUCGAAUCAUAUUUUAUUCUUUUUUUAAUUUGCUCAACGGAUUAUAAUUUAAAUUGUAGGUUCGGUGUUCGACGCAACACGACCGGAUCGAGAGCUUUUGGAAAAAGCUCGUGAAAAUUAUCUUACUCAUAAAGGCAAAUGUCGACCCAUAUAUGUACCUCCAGUGAGAAAGGUUGGACCCCCGCCUCCACCCCCCAUAAAUACUAAAAUUGAGACAUCUAUGUUUGGAGUUAACUCUUCGAAUCUAAAUACAGAUCAUCAGAGUUUAAUUUCUGAGAUGGAAUUGGUUUUAAUUCCGAAUGAUUUUGAGUCUGAUGACGUUACUGUUGAUAAUCGAGAUAACCGAGAUUCUACUAUUACAUCUUCUAAUUAGACCUAUAUUAUAAGAUUCAGUAAAAAGCCUAGAAUGUGACACAAAAUGUUUCCUGAGUAUAAUUUAAGUUAUACCUUACUCUUUUAUAGUAAUAUAAAGAUUCCUUGGAAUGUUCUAUUUCUCUAGGUUUUUUUUUUUAAAAAAAAAAAUU